UCCCAGAUAAACAGACAGACAGAGACUCAGUCAUCUUCAUCUUCAUCAUUAUCAUCAUUUAGAGAGAGAGAAAGAGAGUAAGAGAAAGAAAAAAAAUCCAUACAGAAUCUUUUCAGAACUUCGAGUGUCCAGAACUGUUCUGAAAUUUUGAUCUUCGAAACAAACGAAACUUUUUCUUCUUCUUCUUCUUGUGCCUUAAUAACAUUUUCUAUCACAACAAUUAACUUAAUCUUCAUCAAACUGAUCACGUCUUCAUCCAAAUUGUUAGUAAAUUAAUAUUUAAAUUUCGCAAUUUACCACAAUCAACUAAUCAGUUGACAAACGAAAAAGGAGAAAAAAAGUUUACAUUCAUAUCGUGUAUUUAAACAUCAAACAAUUAAGCCAAAAUCAUAUCGAGUUAAUUAAUUUGAUUAUCCAUCAAUUGAAUCUAAAUCUUUUUUUUUUCUUGCAAUUAACAAUCAAAAUUAUCAUUUCUAUUUAAAAGUGAUUACCAAAUAUAGUAAACCAAUUAACCAAUAUCAAGGGCAAUAGUUAAUAAUGAAUAAACCAUAAUCAUCAUAAUACAAUUUAAUUACAUUCUCAUUUAAUUGUGUUUCGUUUUCCAUUUGAAUUUGAUUAAUUGUGAUUUUCAAAUUGUUUGUGUUUCUAAUUUGAUUUUUUGAUUGUUUAAUCAUCAUAAAAGUAUAAUGUCAUGAGUUUAACUAAUUGUUUCACUCAUUAUGAAUACGUAUCAUGAUAAUCAACAACCAUUACUGUUAAUUAUUAACUUAUUGGAAAAACAAUUAAAGUUAAUUGUCAAUCGAUUAGUUCAAUUCUAUUGGUAUCAUCAUGUAUGGUAUGGUAACAUCCCACUCGGCAGGUCGUAAGGUCAAAAGUAAAAAUAAACGGCAACAAGAACGGGAUUUGAUCAAAUCGUUUCGAGAUGCUGCCGAUUCUGAGGCCACUUUUUAUUCACGAUGUUUAAAGUUUGUUAAAAAUACUUGGUACGGAAUUAAAACUCUUGAAGAAGAGCGGGACUUUGAUGAUCUCGAUGGACAACAAGUUCAUAUUAAACCAGAACCGAUUGAAGUAUUAUGCCAAUUGACUAAAUUCAGUAAACAAGAACUUCAAAUCAUGUACAGAGGAUUUAAACAGGACUGUCCAUCGGGAGUGGUCAAGGAGGAUAUGUUUAAGGUCAUUUAUGCUCAAUUUUUUCCUCGAGGCUCCGAUCCAAGUUCUUAUGCACAUUAUGUAUUCAAUUCAUUUGAUCCUGAUCACACUGGAUCAAUAACAUUCACGGAUUUUGUCGUUGGACUUUCGGCUCUUGCUCGAGGAAGUGUUCAGGAUAAACUACGAUGGGCUUUCAAUCUGUACGAUCUCAAUGGUGAUGGUGUUUUAACGAAAGACGAAUUUUCCUUAAUUGUUUCCGCUGUUUACGAUCUGAUGGGUAAAUCAGUUGAAUUUGUUCUUGAUGGUAAAGAGCAAACAGAAAGAGUGUUCAGGAAAUUCGAUCAAAAACAAAAAGGAACUAUCAAUUUACAAGAAUUCAUCGAUUCUUGUCUUAAAGAUGAAUCAAUUACUAAAUCAUUGGCUGCCCUUGAUACAAUCUUUUGAUUGAUUGAUUGCUUGAUUGGUUAUCAAUACAUCAUACAGACUCUGGUGGUGAUCAACUAAUUCCAGUGACAAUUAAACAUUUUCAUUUGUUAAACAGAUAAAUCAUCAAUUGGAUUAACUGAUUGCUGGAGGAAAACAAAAAACGAUUAUGAUUAUCAGUUGGAAUCAAAUCUUAAAAUUGAAAUCUAAUUACUAAGUUGAUUAGGAGAAUUGAUCAGACUAAUUGUAAUUUAAUUGUAAUGGAGAAAUGACUAAAUGACAAUUGGAAUUGUUUCUUUCUUUACUUUAAUUGUUUGGGACAAUUAACCAAUUAUUAAAUUUUGUUAACAACACAACAACAAAAAAAACACAAAAUAAAUCAAAACAAUUUACAUGAUAAUCAUUUUCACAGGGAAUCAGAAAAUGAUUUAAUAUAUUCAGUUAUUAAUAAACUAAAUUUAAUCCUCAACAAUUAACUGUAAUAAAAAAUGACACUUUUCACAACAAUUGAAUUAAAUAUAUAAUAUACAAUCAACUCGAAAGAAAAAAGUUUUAAUCAAAUUGAUUGUAACUCUAAUACAAUUUAAUUGGAAAUAAAUUAAAAUGAGAACAAAAA
Molecule: messenger RNA, 2188 nt
Organism: Panonychus citri (citrus red mite)
Lineage: Eukaryota; Metazoa; Arthropoda; Arachnida; Trombidiformes; Tetranychidae
Product: Kv channel-interacting protein 1-like
Exons: 6
Coding region: 829-1593 (254 amino acids)
Molecular function (GO): calcium ion binding
Source: RefSeq, a predicted model, not a curated record